Messenger RNA from Emericellopsis cladophorae, 798 nucleotides. RefSeq names its product endo-beta-glucanase D-like protein. The transcript has a single exon. The record is from RefSeq and is a predicted model, not a curated record. NCBI's taxonomy places the organism in Eukaryota, Fungi, Ascomycota, Sordariomycetes, Hypocreales, Bionectriaceae. The coding region runs from base 1 to 798 and encodes 265 amino acids.
AUGCUCUCCUCCACCACUACUCUGGCGUUGCUGGCCAGCGUUCUCCCCCAGGCCGCCCUGGCCCACUACAACUUUGAGCGCCUCAUCGUCAACGGCGAGGCCACCGAGCCCUACGAGUACGUCCGCUCGACCACCAACGCCAACUCGCCCAUUGAGGACGUCACCUCGCCCAGCAUGAUCUGCAACCAGGGCGGCAACGACGCCGCCAUCCGCGCCCGCACAAAGACGUACGAGGUCGCCGCCGGCAGCGAGGUCGGCUUCGACAUCAACUCGGAGCUCGGCCACCCGGGGCCCCUCUACGUCUACAUGAGCCGCGCCCCGGACGGCGUCGCCCUCUCUGACUACCAGGGCGACGGCGACUGGUUCAAGGUCUACGCCCUCACCACCAGCCACAUUGAGACCAACACGGGCCUGCACUGGGCCACCUUUCCCGGCGGCCAGGGCGGCGCCCAGAACUUCACUUUCACCCUCCCCGAGGACCUGCCCACGGGCAACUACCUCAUGCGCGGCGAGCACAUUGGCCUGCACGGCGCCGGCAACGUCGGCGGCGCCCAGUUCUACAUGGGCUGCGCACAGCUCGCCGUCACGGGCGGCGGCAGCGGCACGCCGGGUCCCACGGUCAACUUUCCCGGUGCCUACGCCGAGGACGACCCCGGUGUCUUGAUUGGCAUCUACUGGCCGCCACCACAGGAGUAUAUCUCGCCCGGCCCUCCCGUGUGGCCUGGUGAGUGCGAGGACCACACGCUCAACAGCUGGGGCCAGGACAGCGAUGGCGACUGCAACCCAAUGGCGCAGUAA